AUGGCGCAUUACAAUACGAACGGCCCUAAGAACGGGGUUAAAUCUGUUCAAGGGCCUGGAGAACACAACAACGGCAUCUCGCGACCGUUCACGCUGCAGGAGUCGUUGCCUUAUUCACCACAGACAUCUACUGUGCCUUUUCUACCUGAUAUCAUUCCGGAUCCAAGUGUUGGAUCCGGAUCACCGUCACUUCGAAUCUCGGACCUGUUCCCUACCCAAGACUUCGACAGAGUGAACCAGGAAGCUGCGAACCAGCCGAACGGGGCAAAGAAUUUAAAGCAAACAGUUGAUCAUGUCUUGCACGAUUUGAAACCGUCAAAGCGAACUCAAUAUAAAUUUCCUUCCGUGCCUAAUGGAGCCCCGUCAAGCUCGACAUCAUCGCAUCGCAGAAGCAUAUCCCAAAGCCUGUCGCCCAUAGCCAAAGCGGUCUACGAGCGAGUAGGCAGUUUCUUCAAAGCUACAAAGCCAAAUACAAGCAGCCCCAAAGUGGUGAACGGGGAAUUCGACCGGUUUUCGAAGGCAGCUGCAGACUCAGUAUCCCAGAGCCCAACAAUUACUGUACAGCCGCAGACUCCCGCGAGAAUCACUACAGACAACAACAAAGCCAAGUUUGAAGUUGCCAUACCUACGAAAAGCACGUUUGAUCGAUCGGAGUAUGCCGAUGUUUCGGCGGCUGAUCCCACUGAUCAGAACAUAAUCACACCACACGACCAAUUAAUCGUUGAAGCACAGCAGUACAGCCAGUCAAAUCUACUAAAAGCAAAGACUUCUAUUGUUGUCAACAGCAGUGGCCUUAGUAUUGAACUACCUACGACUGGAACCAGUAGAGACGACUAUCAGGAGUUAAAGGUUGCGCCAGAUGCACCUGAAAAUCUCUCAGUUAGGAGGAAAGAGAGGCAGAAUUUCGAUGACGGUCAAGGUCUUAUCGGUUCAAGCCUUGACCAACGACAGCGAGGAGAGGCUGCAGUUGACGCUGUCGACGCCCUCAUGCGGCAAGUCUUCUCGGCAGUGGGCGGCGCCCUGGCUAUGGAACCUGGUUUGGAACAUAUUGUGACCCUGACGACGGAUCAAGAAGCUGCAAUGACGGCCACAACUCAACAGAAAAUGCACACCGCUAUUCAAAAAGUUAUUAACUUGAAGAGUUUCAACAAUGUUCCCCUUGAGAACCUUCUUCGAGUUAUGAAGCUGAGCGAGGCUAGUUUGAAGCAGGCUGAUGGCCUUGACAUUCGUGUUGACGAGAGCUGGGAUGAAACGGCUGUGGAAUCGUGGGUUCAGCAACUCAGUGAAGUGGAAACUGCUUUGAAAGCUGCAAGGACAACCCUACGAAUAAUGUCUGGAUGCAGAGAAGACAAGCAGUUGUAUUCAGAGGCGGCCAUUAAUAAAUGCGUCAACAUAUUCAAGGCUGUGACUGAGGACAUUGUCAUGCCUCUGGUCGAGCUGCGCAAUUCCGGCAGCUCCGCAGGCCUUUUCAAGCUUGUGCAGAAGCACAAAAAAGCAGUCGCCUCGAUAUUUGUCUGCUGUCAGAAACUCUCUGCACUUCUCGCGGAUCUUAUCACCAAGAUUGAGCUAUCAGAGUCGGUCAUCAAUACUCUCGAAUUCACUGCGUCCAAAUUGAUUUUUGUCGAGAAUGCCUACUUUGAGAAAGAUUCCGCUAUUGGAAUGCAGAAAUUUGAUGGAAUUAGAUCGGUUGCCAUGGAUAUGCUUUGUCAAAUCUUUUUGAUCAAACCGGAACAAAGACAAGGCAUCAUAGAUGAUAUUCUGACCUCAUUGGAAAAACUCCCUGUGGGCAAACUGAGUUCAAGACAGUUUAAAUUGGCUGAUGGUGGCAGCAUUCAGCCAGUUUCAGCGCUUCUUAUGCGACUCGUUCAAGCCAGUUCUGGUCGGGUCGGAAGCGGCAAUGGCAGCGGGCAAGGCUCCAACAUUCGAGCCAUGGAUGUCGACAACUUGGCUGAGGACGACGAAGACGAUCGUCCACUUAAGAGGAACCAAGCUACCGCCACUAUUUUGAGCGAGGAACAAGGCGCCCAGCAGCCCGCGGUGGCCAUACAAGAACUGGAAGCCAUUGCAGCGCCAUUGAACGAUGCCGCUGCUCGAAAUGCUUCCUAUGUCAUCAAUUUUAUUGUCAAGCGGGCCAUGGGCUCAACGAAGUCUGGCGACACCCCCUAUCGCAACCUACUGGACCUUUUUGUAGACGACUUCACGACUUGUCUUGACUUACCGGACUGGCCUUCUGCAGAGCUCCUCUUGCGCUUGCUCAUGGUUAUGAUGGUGCAGCUUUUUGAAGCACCGAAAACAGCAGCGCCGGCGAAGAACAUGGCUCUGGAGCUGCUCGGAACUAUGAGUGCUGCUAUAUCGCGUCUUCGGUCACACGUGAAGAAAGUUGCAAGUACAUUUAUCAACAGCGAUGCUGGGGAAUACUCACAGUAUCUGUCAGAGCUGGCGACUCAUUGCCUUGAACAGCGGUGUCCAAUGGAUAACAUUAUUGCCUGGGCCGGUCCUUAUCGUGGGUCUCUCGAAUAUCUACAGGAACGAAGUGCCGAUGACCCUCACCUAUCAAGCGCAGUAUCUUUCUUGAUUUCCGAUUGGGCAACUAGGAUUCAUACUACAUAUGACAGUACACAAGAAGAAGAUUCACAGCGAGACCGAGAGCUAGGCCGGUCGGCGUUCCGCCUGCGAAUGAUGAUAGAAGAUCGGCAAUGGCUCGCAAGCGAGUAUACAUUUAAGUCGGUAACGAAUAACCAGGCGAAGUUUGCCUUUUCGAUUCUUUUGUUACGAUCACCGUUUUGUGAAUCGUUUGGCAAGAUCCUCAACAUUCUCCUCAGCUCAAUGGCAAGCGACCAAGCGACAGUCCGCAGCAAGAGCUUGAAGAGUGUCAAUCAGGUGCUUGAGACGGACCCGUCUAUCUUAGAUGGCGAUUCAACCGUUAUUCAGCUCAUCUUGGAUUGUGCCAGUGACUCCUCUACUCAAGUUAGAGAUUCAGCUCUAGGCUUACUGGGAAGCUGUAUAGGAAUGCGCCCGGUCUUGGAAGCGUCACUUACACCCAAGAUCAUUGACCGGUUUCAGGAUGCCGGCGUGGGUGUGCGAAAGCGAGCAAUGAAGCUGGCUCGCGAUAUAUACUUGCGGAAUCGAGGCAAAAACCUACGCAGCGCGAUUGCUAAUGGUCUGCUCCGCCGCAUUCAAGACCCUGAUGAGGGUGUUCGGGAUCUCGCCCGCCAAAUGAUUGAAGAAGUAUGGUUUGCGCCGUUCUACACUGGUGAGAACACUGCAAGUUUCGAAACCUCCCUCACCGAACAUGUGUCACUGGUCAUUCAAACAGUAAAGGCAGGUACUGUAACGGAGAUCUUGGAUAAGGUGUUCCAGACUAUUCUCAAACCCGGCAAUAAAUCUCUCGAGGGGCCGUUUGGUGUCUGUUCGAGACUUGUCGGUAUCAUGUUUGGCUUGAUUGAUAAUCCCGAUUCGGAAGACGCUACCGUGCCAUCCGGUCGCGAUGCGCUGCAGGUUCUUACCAUUUUCGCGAAAGCCGACCCAAAGCUGUUCAACUUUGAGCAGAUCAAGCUUCUCAAGACACAGCUUGCCAGUUUUACAGGUGCAGACGAACUCGCCGCAUUCCGAGCUGUUACGGUAAUCUACAAAAGAGUACUACCACAGCUGCCAAACGUUCACACUGAAUUCUUGGCCGAGGUGCGAUUGCAGCUGCUUAAAGGCAUUGGUAAAAUCUCUUCACGCGGAGCGUUGGAUGACUUGAUUGCCUGUGCACACACUGUAUGCGAACUACUCAAAGACUUCGCACCCCUGGGGAAUCUCGUUGCGUCAAGCUUGAUGGGAAUCCAAAGGCUGAGCAAGUCGCCUUUGGACCCCAAACGACUCAACCAUGUGGCCGCUUAUUCAAUCAUUGUAGGCAGUGUUGCAAAGCAUUGUGAUUUGGACAAGCAGGCGCACAUCUUCCGAGACAAGUUUCCCGGCUGGAAGGGAGACUCGGUUCCAAAGCUAAUUGUCGACAUUCUCUCACCAUUUUCCUCACCACAACAGCCACUGGAUGCUCGAAAAGCAUCAAUUGAAGCCAUUGGACUCGUUUGUCAGUCUUGGCCUCGCAAUUACGUACUCGUCAAAGUUUACACGGCAUUUCAACAAGUAUUCCAGGACAAGAUCCCCAUUCUUGAGACCAUGAUUCUGAGAUCUUUCAAAGAAUUUCUUGUCACAGAGGAGAGGCGCUCUGAAGCUGCUGCCGAAGCUCCAAAGGAAAAGAAGAAGGAGCUGACAGUAAUGGGAGGCACCAAUUUUGAUGAUGUUGCCAGUGCAACCACACAGCGCUUUCUGAAAGAUAUUAGUCGAAUUGCCUUGUCAAGUCAAGAUGAGCAUGCAUUCUUGGCUAUGGAAGUUCUGGGAAGCAUCAAUCGCCAAGGUUUAACCCACCCCAAAGAGACUGGCGUCACGUUAAUAACCCUGGAGACAUCCGCAAACAGGAAAAUAGCGGAACUGGCUUUCAUGGAGCACCGAUCCCUGCACGAGAAACAUGAGACAGUCCUGGAGAGAGAGUAUGUCAAGGCUGUGCAAUCCGCGUACAAUUAUCAGCGAGAUAUUGUCAAGGACUCGCAUGGGGCGACCAUGGAUCCCUUCCAGUCGAAGCUUCACCUACUUAUGGAGGUAUUGAAGAUUAGCAAGAUGAAGAAUCGCCAACGAUUUUUGGAAAAAUUCGUCGGACAGGCAGACUUUGAUCUGGCGAAGCUGAAUGUCAAAGCCGACAUGCCACAUCAGGUGGACUUUGCUCGAUUCAUUGCUGAAAACCUUGCUUUUUUCGAGUACCAUUCGAUUGGAGAGUUGCAGACUACAGUCAAUACGAUUGAAAAGAUGGUAGCAAGCACUGGCGCGACUGUCGCCCAAGCGAUUGAAUCCGAAGUGUUCAAUGUGCGCAUGGAUGUCGAUCAGCGAGAGCAGACUCAAAAGCCGUUGGAAGGAGAUGGAGCUAUUACUGUUGCACUGAUUGAUGGAAAUCCGUCUGACAUGGCACCUCCAGCCGCGCCAGCGCCAGCUCUCUCAGUAGAACCACAACGCUUGCGACAACUGACAGCUGGAUCUAUUAUCUUGCUUUCCCUUUGGGAGGUGCGGACUCAUCUGCGCAGACUCUUUGGUAUGGGUACGAACCGACAUGAUAGCCGUGCCAAGGCUUUAGCAAAGGACCUCAACAAGACACCACUAAAGGUGCAAGGUGUGCACGGCGAGAGGGUGUGGGAAGAAAUUGUAUCACACAUGAACGGGCUCUCAAACCAGGAGAGCAUGGUACAAAAAUGCAAAGCAUUUGUGGAACUGAUGAAUGUGGACAAGGAGUUCAAGGUGGCGGAGGAGGACGAUGAAAUGGCCAUGAAUGGCCCAGGAACUCCAAGUGAAGGCGAGGAUGACGACGACGGAGGUGAUAGAGGCCGCAAGAGAAAGGCUACGGGAACUCCAGGCGGACGCAAAAAGAGAGCACGGUCAGGCUCGCAGACACGCAAGAGAGGUCGACCACGCAAGCAAAGCGCGGACCAAAGCGACGAUGGGGAAUUUGACGGAGAUUGGAUCUAG
Molecule: messenger RNA, 5559 nt
Organism: Pochonia chlamydosporia 170
Lineage: Eukaryota; Fungi; Ascomycota; Sordariomycetes; Hypocreales; Clavicipitaceae
Product: sister chromatid cohesion protein Mis4
Exons: 3
Coding region: 1-5559 (1852 amino acids)
Biological process (GO): regulation of gene expression; replication-born double-strand break repair via sister chromatid exchange; establishment of mitotic sister chromatid cohesion
Cellular component (GO): Scc2-Scc4 cohesin loading complex
Molecular function (GO): chromatin binding
Source: RefSeq, a predicted model, not a curated record